AUGUGGAAGGUCAAACGUGAGUGUUUUCUGCACGCCACUUCAGUUUUUCUCGCCGUUAAGUUACUCUGUCUGUGUGUGUGAUGGUCUGUGUGUGUGUGUGUGUGUGUGUGUGUGUGUGUGUGAUGGUCUGUGUGUGUGACAGUCUGUGUGUGUCUGUGUGUGUGUGUGUGUGUGUGUGUGUGUGUGUGUGUCGGUGUGUAUCUGCUCUGUAAUCUCAGACUCUGGAUUAAGAUAAUCCUGAACCUCCAAACCUAAAAACACGAUUUUUACUGAAAUUGUGGAAUUAAAGCAGAAACAUAAUCUCAGAUUACGGAGGUCAAAACUACUUAAAUCCAACAAGAUUAAAUCGAUUUAAUUCUCCCAUUAAAUGACAGAAUAAUGACUUUACUCUUCAGAUUAUGAGAUUAAAUAAUAAAGGGGGGGGGGGUAUGUUUGAUUUUUGUUUAUUUUUUUAAAGAUUUUAUCACUUUUUUUUUUGGAUUAUUCAAACAUCAUUUCUCUGUUUUUCUCUUCAUUUAUAUUUUAAUUUCUUGUCAUUUUCCUUCUUUUUUUCCCGCCUGGUUUCCUUCAACAUUCAGACUGAUUUUAUCGUCAAACUGAGACGUUUCUUCGUUUCUUUGUUUCUUAUUUUUUUCACAUUCGGUCGUUUUGUGUUUGUUGCAGCUCCGAUUGUUUUUCCCAAAGAGACGAGGUACCGGCCCAUCCUGGAGGUAAACAUGAGGAACGAUCAUGAGAGAAAAAAGAAGGCGGAGCUAACACUGAAAAUAGCACUGAAGCUAAUGCUAAAGCUAAUGCUAAUGCUAACAGCUCUUUGCUAACACAGAGUUUAAAAAAAAAACGACCGAUGAUCGGAAUUUAAAAUCACGUUAAAGAGUUUUUAUUUUUUCAGUAAAUCUGAUUUCUGACUCGAUCCUGAAUCCACCCGUCUGACUCAGAUCUCCGUCCGUCUCAGGGUCUGGUUCCUCCUGACCCCAUGUCCCAGUUCCACCUGAAGCGGCGCUCACCUGAGGACGAGUUCCCCGACCUGUGCAGGAACUCCACCUGGAUGGGACGGAUCCUCACGCCCGCCAUGUACUGCCGACAGUUUGACCGCUGCACCCACAGCGGGGUCAUCUUCGACGACGUGAUUCGCCCCGGCCUCGAGGAGCCAGGUGAUGUCACUGUGAUGUCACUGGGAUGUCACUGUGAUGUCACUGUGAUGUCAGAGGCCUAAAGCGAGGUUUAAAAAAAUAACAGAUUUAAAGAGACAGUCAGUGAUUUCUUCAAAAUGGAAAUCUAUGAAUUUUUCCGACGUUUAAACAAAAAAGCGUCCGUGAAGUGACCCUCAUGAACACAAAUAUCUUCCCGCUCCUGUUUGUGUCGAACAAUGGUGACGUUUGUCUCAUAUUGAUGACGUAAAGGUCGGAUAAACUCGACCUGAGCGUCACACUGCAGUCACAUCAGAUACAGAUCUGAUUUAUAUCCACAUACAGAAGAGGGUCGGAUCAGAACCAAUCAGAACUGAGCUGCAGUCUGAACGUAGACUAGGAUAAACUCAUAUCUCCCUCACUGCAGCUGGGGGGCGCUCUUUGCUCUGUAGUGGGAAUCAUCAUCAAACUCACAGACCAAUCAGGAAUAACGCUGCGUUCAAGUUACUCCUGAGGUCAGAUGUCGGAGCUGAAAAUGGCGUCACACCCGAGUUCACAGCGUCUCAGUUACCAAGUCGGAAAAAAAACAAAAUCGGAGGUUGAAACAAGAUGGCGACAUCUACGAAAGUUACUUUAGCGCUCGCCUAAUAUCCGGACAAGGCGAGGCCACCUCCGAUUUUGCUUUUUCUGACUUGGUAACUGAAACUCUGUGAACUCGGGUGUGACGCCAUUUUCAGCUCCGACAUCCGAGGAAACUCGAACGCUGCAUAAAAUACUCCAGGAAUGCUCAUGGGGAGUCUCCCCCUGCUGGCCGUUUAGAAGAUUACAGCUAUCGGACGCCUCUUAAGAGUCUGUUUCUCCUCAUACUCACUCUGUGUUUGUGUGUCUGGAAGGUGAUUGGUCGGCUACUUUAUCUGUCGGCUGUGCUGCUGGCGACGCCCAGUCCUACAUCCUGUUCUGUGACUUUUUUGAUCGAGUCAUCGAGGCGUUUCACAAACACAAGGUCACGAGUCAGACGCCGGAGAGUGACCUGAACUACGAUAACCUGAAGGUAGCAGAGACUCCGAGUUUUAGGAACCUCUCCCUGAAAACCGCGGACUGGCCCUUUAAACGACCCGACGCUCCUCAUCUUUGUGCGUCUGUGAUUUCAGGGCGGCGAUAACUUGGACAGGUCGUACGCCAUCAGCUGUGAGGUGAGCGUCAUUCGAGCUGUUGAAGACUUCUGCUUCCCGACGCACUGCAGCCGAGGAGAGCGCAGACAGCUCCUCUCACUGGCCAGGAGAGGUACUGCACGUCUCCGUUUACACGAAGCAGCAGGUUCAGGCCGUAACUAAAGAAACAGAUAAAAUAAGAGACGUACGGAGGCCCUGAAGGACAACUGCACGGGCGUUUCACAAAGUCCAAAAGUAUGAGACAAAUCCAGGGACAUUUUUCAAAAUGAUUAAUAAAUAAAAUGGGACAGAAAAAUUAUAAAACACCAACAUUUAUAAAGAUUUUCAAAGAGCAUUUCAUUCUGUUCACAAAUACCCAAAAUGUAAAAAUAUAAAACAAAAACUUGAAGAAUUAAAAAUACCCGCAAAACACGAAAGAAAAAAAAAAAAAGAAAGAAAAAUCCAGAAAUGUCUCCGUUUUAUGUCGUCGAUUCUUUUCUCUUAAAAAAAUCUCCUGAAUUUGUUUCACAGUAAAUUAAAAAAAUCGGUUACAGAUGUUGAAGAUGUUGAUGUAAUGUCGGAGCACUUCAGGGCCUCCGUACUCUGAGAUAGUGAAACAGGGGAGCGCCCUCUGCUGGUCAGGGUUCAUGACCUCUGGUGUCUCCUCUGGGUUUCAGCUCUGCAGCGUCUUCAGGAGGAGCUGCCGGGUCGCCUCCUCUCUGUGGAGGAUCUGAACCAGGAGCAGCGGACCGAGCUCAAACUCGACUCCCCGUCUGCCUUCCAGCUUCGCACCGGCGUGGCCCGGGAUUGGCCGGAUGCCCGGGCCGUGUGGUCAGUCAGGUUUCCUCUCCUGUCAUCUUUGUUGUUUGUUUCCUCCACUCAGGAGUUGCUGGUCUACCUGCUGCUUUGGUUUUAGAAAGACCGGACCACCGUGGACCAGCGACCCCUGAGAGUUUUAGUCUGUGGAGUCUGUGGAGCAGCUUCCUUUGACCGUCUGAAAUACUCAGAAUCUGAUCAGAUACAUGUCCUCUGGUCCUUCACUGCAGGGUGAGUGAAGACGGCGGCCUGGUGGUCUGGAUCAACAUAGAGGACCACCUCCGGCUGGUGUGUACCCGGCAGGACGCCAACAUCACAGAGACUUUUAAAAACAUCUACAGUCACCUGCAGAAGGUGAGGAGGAGAAACGCUGCAGCAGGAAUCAAAAACAGGUUUUCUUCUGUUAAAUCUGCUUCUUCUGACCUUCUGAAGCUGCAGGACGUCUACAGAGACCUCCGACACCCGUUCAUCUGGAAGCAGCAGCUGGGCUGGGUGACCAGCUCUCCGGCGGACGUGGGGACGGGACUGAGAGUCAAAGUCAAAGUCAAACUGCAGCAUCUGCCCGGACACAGACGACUGCAGGACGUCCUGAAGAGACUGAGGAUCAGCAUGGAAAAGACAGGUACCCAGACCAGGACCCAAGGCUGCCUACGGAGGCCCAGAGGAGCCAAAAAAAUGGUUUACCUUUAAAGCUUAAAAACUAAAGAUAAAAGUCAUUUACAGAAAAUUGUUAUAAUAAGCAGGAAGAUAAUUUCAGAUUAAAAAAGAAACACUUUUAUUCAUAAGAAAUAAUCCUGAUCAAUUUAAAAUUUAAUUUAAAAUCAACCCCAUUAUAACAGUCUUCACUUACUACUAUUAUAAUAAUGAUAAUAAUAAUAAUACUGAUAUUAAUAAUAAUAAUCACAACAACAGUCAUAAAAAUUUAAUGAUGAAAAGUUAAAAAUUAUAGUAAUAAUAACAACAGCAAUAAUAAUUAAAUGUUAAAAAAAUAAAAUAAUUAUAAUAAUAAUAAUUACAGUAAUAAUAAUAAAUAAAUAAUGAAAUGUUUCAAAAUAACAAUGAUAAAAAAAUAAUAAUAAUGAUGAAAUAAUUUAAAGUAAAAAAAAUAUAUAAUAAUGAAAAGCUUAAAAAUAUCAAUACUAAUAAUAAUAAAAUAAUGAAAGGUUUAAAAUAAUGACAGUAAUAGUAAAACAGAAUAAUUACAUCAGCAAUAAUAAUAAUAAUAAUAAGUAAAGGUUUUAAAAUAAUAACUAACGUCUCUAAUUGUUUCAAUAAUGACGGGCUGACCGGGUCGUACCCGGCUCUGCAGACUCUCAGAGAAACAUCUGACCAUGUUCCAGACCAGGUCAAGAACUUUGAGGGAUCCGUCGGGGAUUAUGUUCCAGUUUAAUGUCAACCUGCCGACCUGUAACCAGAACCCUGACAUGCAGGUCUGGUUCUGACCCAACAUGAACUCUUUCUGGACUCACACUCCAAAGCAGUCUUUUUUUUCAGGCGCCAUGGUUCUGCUGCAGUUAAAUCACUGUCCAAACGGGGGCGCUGUAACUGUCAUCCACUGUCAGAUUAUUCGUCAAGCUUUUAAACACUCAGCUCAGAAACCUCUUCUUUUCCCAGAAUCCCCGGUGCUGUACUGCGUGAGCAACAUGGCGACCUUUGGCGUGAGCGAGGUGAUGCUGACCCAGCUGGUUGUGGAUGGGGUCAAACUGCUCAUCACCAUGGAGACGAGGCUGGAAGGAGGCGGAGAUAUUGACGACCUUGUUCCUGCACAGAAGUAG
Molecule: messenger RNA, 4869 nt
Organism: Xyrichtys novacula (pearly razorfish)
Lineage: Eukaryota; Metazoa; Chordata; Actinopteri; Labriformes; Labridae
Source: the annotation of a GenBank genome assembly